CCGACGAAAUGUUGUCUCGCGGUUUUAAAGAACAAAUCUAUGAUGUUUUCCAACUUCUUCCUCCUAGCACUCAAGUAGUUCUUUUGUCGGCCACGAUGCCAGCUGAUGUUUUGGAAGUAACUACUAAGUUUAUGCGUGAGCCUGUCAGAAUUUUGGUUAAACGAGAUGAACUUACUUUGGAAGGUAUUAAGGCAAGUACUCCUUUGCGAAUUAACAUAUAUGCAUGCACUGUUGAAAAGGAAGAUUGGAAGCUUGAUACCCUUUGUGACCUUUAUGAGACUGUUACCAUCACUCAGGCCGUUAUCUUUUGUAACACGCGAAGAAAAGUUGAUUGGCUAACUGACAAGUUGCAUGCUCGCGAAUUUACGGUGUCUGCCAUGCAUGGUGAUAUGGACCAAGCUCAACGUGAUGUUAUCAUGAAAGAGUUUCGUUCGGGUUCUUCUCGUGUUCUUAUCACCACCGAUCUUUUAGCUCGUGGUAUAGACGUCCAACAAGUAUCACUGGUCAUUAAUUAUGAUCUUCCUACAAAUCGCGAAAAUUACAUUCACCGUAUUGGUAGGGGUGGUCGGUUUGGUAGGAAAGGUGUCGCCAUCAAUUUCGUUACGGCAGAGGAUGUUAGAAUGCUUCGCGAUAUAGAACAAUUUUACAACACACAAAUCGACGAAAUGCCCAUGAAUGUGGCGGAUUUGAUUUAA
Acaulospora morrowiae is the source of this 695-nucleotide messenger RNA. NCBI's taxonomy places the organism in Eukaryota, Fungi, Glomeromycota, Glomeromycetes, Diversisporales, Acaulosporaceae. The record is from the annotation of a GenBank genome assembly.